This is a messenger RNA of Triplophysa rosa, 4427 nucleotides long. RefSeq names its product transport and golgi organization 6 homolog (Drosophila) (gene tango6). The record is from RefSeq and is a predicted model, not a curated record. Gene Ontology annotation, biological process: protein secretion. Lineage: Eukaryota; Metazoa; Chordata; Actinopteri; Cypriniformes; Nemacheilidae. The transcript is spliced from 18 exons. The coding region runs from base 42 to 3404 and encodes 1120 amino acids.
AUCGCGCUAACUGUGAUGCUACACAUUGUAGCGUAGGGAAAAUGUCUAUGGGAAAAAUGACCACAGCAUUAUUCAAGUCCCUUGGUAUUUUAACCAAACCUAUACGAGAAACUCACACGAGCGAUGGCCAAAGCACGCAAACGACACUUUUAUCAGCUCUUCAGAGGAACCUGUCAGAGCUUCAUGAGCACCUGUCAGCGGGUGGAGAGCCAGAAGAAGCCCGUCAACUGCUGGAGGACGUCAGGAGAGAGAUCACAUGGGUGUACAACGAUACUGUUGACGUAACUUGGAGCUUUGUCAAGGAGCUUCUUCUCCUACUGCUUUGCCUGGCACGUCACCUCACCCUUCUCCUGGAUGCCUUUCAGCAAGAUCCUGCAGUACCAACUCCUGGCACCCCUGAGGCCGCCCCACCUCUGCCUCCAGAUGUGCUAAGUGUGGUUCAGCAGAAAACACUGGCCUCUGUGCUGCAGUUUGUGGUCACGCUGGGGCUCUGCCCGUAUUUGGCACCUGGCGUUGGGGUGCCACUGGGGCUGAGGUCGGCGUUUGGGGUCGCAGUAGAAGGAGCAGUGCGUAAUGACGUGGCCCCUGCAGGGGAACGUCGUUUACUUAUCACAACUAAUGUUUUGCUAGAGGUGUCUACCCUGUCAUCUUUAGCAACUCCUGUUUUUACACGCCACCUGGGUGACAUCAUGGCAGCUCUGUGUCAGUUAGCGUAUAGACCACAUCGUCCAGAAGGAGAUGGCACAAAGAACAACAAGGGACUGACAGUAGAGGAGCGCAAAUCCUGCAGAGAAGCACUUCACAAUCUUUUGGGAAAAGUGUACCAGCCAAUUGUCAUCAAGGAACUGCUGGUUCUCCAAGGAGGUCCUAAACAGGCAUCUUCAGGUUCCAGAGGUGGAAGUGCUGGAGGUAAAGCUCUGACCCAGGCACCCGCAUGGCUGAGACGCCUUUGUGGGCAGCUGCUCUCUGACAGGUUAAUGCAACCUUAUGGGGUCCAAGCAGUGGUGAGGGCGAUCCUGGAGGGGCCCGGAGUAGGUGGAGACUCUGACUGGAAGAAAUGUGACGCUGUGGCUAAGAUUCUUGCAGCCUGUCCUCAGCAGUCUCUCUCUGCUGAGAGUUACUACAGUCAAGUGUGUCCACAGGUUCUGGAGCUUCUGCAUUUCAAAGACAAGCUGACUGCACAGCAGUUCCAGAGAGUUGCCACCAGAACGGCGCUCACCAUGGUUCAAGAUCGACCCGAGUUUGCACAUCGAUUCCUGCUCGGACCUCUAUUCGCCCCCCUUCAUUGCUGUGCAGAUGAAAAAGGAAAUUACCAAUCCCAGGAUGCAGUGGAGGAGUGGGAACUGACACGCUGUAUUGAGGAUGUAUACAAAAUCUGUGUGGUUGGCAACAGUCCAUCUGAAGUGCUAAUGAAAGCCCUGCGGGAUGUCAUCGCAACCUUAUUCAGCCUCUUUUGCUUCACAAAACACAACGUGUCUCAUUUGCGCACACCUUGUCAGGAGAUCCUGAUAUGGUGCCUGUCUCACUCAGAGCGCUCAGAAGCUCUUUCACUGCUGAAGCGCCUGUGUGGACUGAUGGGAGAUGUGGGCGGAGUCAGACACGGCUUUCAGUUCUUACCUGGCAGUGAAGGAGGGGCCAGACUUAGUGUUAUAGAGUCGAUUAGCGAUGAAGACGAUGCUCUCUACGAGAAGGUCUCAGGCGAGCAGUGGAAAGUUCAUUGUCUGGUGCAGCUGCUGGGAGAGAUGAAGGACGGUGACCUGCCUGGAGAGUUUUUCUUAUUGCUGUUGGAGAAUUUAACAGCUGUGGCUGCUGAGAAGGAGGAGGGGUUUGAACAGGAAAUUGACACCUCAUCCAUGACCCUGCUGGAGCUGGAGCAGCACCUGCUGGAGCGUGCGAGUGGACACGGGCAGAGACUGGCUCUGCUCCAGACAUUAGCCAUCAUGUGUGAAGGUUCACACACGCUUCUGCUCAGCAAACCCACUCAGGUGGUUGGGUUUAUAGUGUCCAUGCUGCAGAGGGCAUGUGUUGGUCUGGAGGAGUGUGGUGCUGACAGUCCAGUAGAGAGUCAGACUCUCAGUAUGGGAAUGGGUCUUGUGGCCACUCUACUGUCAGGAGCUGAUGAGCUAAACUCAGACGAUUUCUCAUCAAUGGCUGCAUUGCUGCCGCCUCUGGAGCAGAUAUCCCAAAAGCACCCUGAAGCCGUCAUCCAGGAACUGGCCUCUGAUCUGAGAGCCACCAUCGCUACACAUGGCGCUUACCGCUCAGAAUCUGUUCCCAGAGCAGCCAGCCAACACAGACCUGCUCAAACAGCUGGUCACAGUUCCAACACCCACCCAACCAAAACAUCAUCUUCCAAACCUCACACUAACCCAACAAGUAUCAAGAACCCGACUGUACCGGGGCAGCUAACGUCCACUCAUUCACACAACUCUAAAGACAGUCCCAGCAUUUCAGUUAGUCGGGUUCACACACCACCAAUGUCCCAUCCCAAAUGCGCGACAGUACCUGCCGAAGCCUCUAAAGUCUCAACCCACACUACUGAACCAAAGUCUGAACAUACAGUCAAACAGACAGCUGUAAGGAUUUCUGAUGGAUCUGUCCCACCCAGUGAGGUGUUUUCGGAGUGCCUUCUGGAGGCCUGUGACCCGGAUGUGCCCACCAGAGCCGUAGCACUGCGCUCACUAACCCGUUUCUGUAAAGAUGGAGAUAAAGCGGCAUUGCAAAACAAGGACAAACUGCUGAUGCUCUUUCUGGAGAACUUGGAACAUGAAGACUCUUUUGUCUAUCUGUCUGCUAUUCAAGGGUUGGCAGUGCUGGCUGAGUCUUUCCCUGAGCAGAUUCUGCAGAGAUUGCUGGGAGAGUAUCAUACCGGGGCGAGCGAAGGUUCCCCCCAGAGGGAAUGUUCUCUAGAGACACGCCUCAAAGUGGGCGAGGUUUUAAUGAGAGCCAGCAGGGCGAUGGGUGACUUGGCUCCGCACUACGGCCGUCCUCUGAUUGGUGUGUUCCUAAGCGGCACACGAGAUGAGGACAGCAGUGUGCGUGCCAGCAGCCUCUCCAACCUGGGAGAACUGUGCCAACGGCUCGACUUUUCCCUCGGACCGCUGGCACAAGAGCUGAGCACGUGUCUCACAGCGUUGAUAAAGACGGAUAGAGAGGCAGAGGUUCGACGGGCUGCGGUCAAUGUCAUUACUCUGGUACUAAGAGGACUUAGUGAUAAAACCACACAGGUACUUGGCGAUGUUUUACUGGAACUGUAUCGGGCUUUGAAGUGGGUGGUCCGGUCGGACCCGGAUGAAGUGGCCAAGCUCCACGCUCAGCUUGCUCUGGAGGAGCUGGAUGAUGUCAUGAGGAGGUUCAUCUUCCCUCAGCAGAAACUCGUGAAAAAGAUUGUGGUUCUUCCUUGAAAGCUCUUCAGUAGUUACAUAAUCUGUUUUACAGACAGAAGAUUCCCUCUCAAGAUGUAUACUUGCCAUAGAUUUCUUUACCCGUUGUAAAUGAAACUUUUUUUAGUUUAUUCUUUCUUAAAAUCUUUGUUCAUGUUUCUUGUCUGAGAGUUGAUAAAGUAGCUUUGUGUUUUUGUUAUCGGCCGCAGUGAGAAAAAAAGCUUGAUAUAUGUCUCUGUAAAUGGCCUUUUCCACGCGGCAUUGGUGAUAAAAUGUCUCUUUGCUUUUUAUCCAGUGUUUGUGGUACAUAUAAAGACGACUGGGUCGUGACAUCAUUCUAAGACACGACAGGGUAAUUUGUCAUUCUCUUUAAACUCUCACCCAAAAUCACUGCUAGCCAUAUAGCUUACUGACCGCUGUUCUACUCUUAGCAACAAUGUAGGUAAAAUUAGUAUUUUACUUGCGAAGGUAUAAAAUGCUAAAUUGCGUGUCUGAUGAAUGUAAUGAAAUAUAGCGAUCUUAUUUUUCCAAAAUAAAAAUGGUCAUUUAUAUUUACAAUGUACUUUUAUUAGAACUCUCAUGUCUUCUCCAGUUUAGAUUUGCCAUUGUUAUAGAUGUUUUAAAGACAUCAUAAGCACAUGUCUGGAUAUCUAGGGUGUGUUCCUGUCUGCUCUAGCCAAAAAUGACUCGUUGUGCUAAACUUGAGUUAAAUAAAAAACCAAGAGGAUUUGAAUUCUUUGAAAGUAAGAUUAAUAUUAAGAGUAAAAUGUGAGAAAAAAAAUUUUCUGGCUGCACCUGCUGCUCUGCAAAUGUUCGUGAUGGAUCCUUUUGUUAGGGAACGAGAACUCCUAAACAUUUUGGUCCGAUUCAUAUUUCACAAAAUCUUGGAAGUGUUAAAUCUGCAACAAUUUACAAUAAGGUUGCGUUUGUUAAUAUUACUUAAUGGAUUAGUGAACAUGAACUAACAACAAACAAAACAUCCAAAGCAUUUAUUAAUCUUAAAGCACUUCAUGAUGCCAAUAAAAAGAACCAAUUUUGGCGAAA